This is a messenger RNA of Hymenoscyphus albidus, 1168 nucleotides long. The record is from the annotation of a GenBank genome assembly. Lineage: Eukaryota; Fungi; Ascomycota; Leotiomycetes; Helotiales; Helotiaceae.
CAUCACCAAACUUUUUCCACCCUCCACCCACCCCAUCCAAAACCACACCACCAAAUCCCCAACUACCACCUCACCUCCCAAUCCCAAUCACAAUCACAAUCACAAUCACAAUCACAAUCACAAUCACAAUCGCAUUAACUACCACCAAAAAAAUAAUGAAAGUCCUCACACUCAACUUCCUCACCUGCGCCGUAAAAGCCUGCAAAACAACCAGCGCCUCCUUCCCCCUCGUACCCAAGGAAUGCGAGCUCGUCUCCGACACCAUCGCUCCCAACCCAACCCUGUUAACGAACCUACUCCCGCGCGUAGAUUGGCCCGCGUUGGGGAGUAUUGCCGUUGCUGUAUGUCCUCCAGUCCAAGUCCCACUUCCCACUUCACGGCGCGCAUCCAUCCAUCAGGACAGGAGCGUAAAGAAAAGAAAAGAAAAAGAAUAGAUAACUAACAACCCCCAGCUCGGUUUCCCAUCCCUCUCGCCCCUCCCCCCCACACCCGCCGACCUCGNAAAGAAAAAGAAUAGAUAACUAACAACCCCCAGCUCGGUUUCCCAUCCCUCUCGCCCCUCCCCCCCACACCCGCCGACCUCGAGAACGACACGAAGAUGAUGGCAGAUCUGCAUACCCUGCUCCUCGAGACCCAGAUCAGCGAGGGGAGCUUGGUAUGUGCGAAUUGUGGACAUGAGUAUAAAGUGAAAGAGGGGAUUGCGAAUUUUUUGUUGCCGAAUCACUUGGUGUGAUGGGGAUGAAUGAGAGAGAGUCGUCGGUUUGGGUAUGCGGGAUGCGUGCGAUCAAGGGGGAGAAUGAGAAUGAGAUUCCGUGAGGUGUGUGGUGGGAGAAUGGAGGGGAGUUGGAGGAGGGGGAUAUGGGGAGGAAGAGCAAUUGAUUGGGAUGAAAUUUUGAGAAGAACCUAGACUUUUCUAUGUGGAAAGCGGAGGUUCGUUCUCGUAGUUCCCGACUCUGUGAUCGAGAGACGUGGGUGGCUGCUUGAUUCUAGUGUGUAUGUACGUACUUGUUGGAGAUACCCGGCGUAUUAAGGAUGUGCUUUGGCGUCAAGGAUGGGAAAGAGAUAGAUGGUUGAUUUUGAACCACCGUAUGUAUUCAUUAGAAUACAAGAUACUAUCUUACGGAUAAAAAGUUUGAUUUGAGAUAAUAAACCUCCCCUAAUAAGAAAG